This is a messenger RNA of Brassica rapa (field mustard), 507 nucleotides long. Its product is annotated as transcription factor ALC-like. Gene Ontology annotation, cellular component: nucleus. Gene Ontology annotation, molecular function: protein dimerization activity. Lineage: Eukaryota; Viridiplantae; Streptophyta; Magnoliopsida; Brassicales; Brassicaceae. The record is from RefSeq and is a predicted model, not a curated record.
AUGGCGUUUAAGGUUGAAGGCCGAGAGGACCUAGUAACACUAAAGAGAAACGGAGCCAGGCAGCGAAACUCGUUGAAGAGAAACAUUAAUGCACAGUUCCACAACUUGUCUGAAAGGAGAAGGAGGUGCAAGAUCAACGAGAAAAUGAAAUCUUUGCAGAAGCUGAUACCCAAUUCCAACAAGACAGAUAAAGCCUCAAUGCUUGAUGAAGCUAUAAAAUAUCUGAAGCAGCUUCAACUUCAAGUGCAGACUUUAGCUGUUAUGAAUGAUUUAUGCCUAAACCCUAUGCGACUACCACCAGUUCUACCGCCUACGCAGACAAGGUUCAAUGGAACCUUACAACAAGAGCAGCACUUUGCGACUCUGCUUGGUGCUCCUCACUCGAUGGUUAACCAUGAACCACCCCGAGCAACUCAGGAAAUGUGCUUUUCCACAGCCACUCUGCUUUGAAGACAAAGAUGAUUCGAAGUCAACAUCUCCGGCUUAGUACCCUACCAAACAGUAGUC